Neohortaea acidophila is the source of this 525-nucleotide messenger RNA. RefSeq lists its product as uncharacterized. The record is from RefSeq and is a predicted model, not a curated record. The transcript has 2 exons. NCBI's taxonomy places the organism in Eukaryota, Fungi, Ascomycota, Dothideomycetes, Mycosphaerellales, Teratosphaeriaceae. The coding region runs from base 1 to 525 and encodes 174 amino acids.
AUGUCGAGAUCCUUCCUCUUCAUCACCUCCCAGAACACGUCACCCGAUCUCGUUCGUCAAUUGCAAGAGGCCGACCAGGAAUUCCCGGUGACCAACCCCUUCAACCCAGCCCGCGUGGCAGAAGCGGAUCAGACGAAAGCCAACAGCUUCGUCGUAAAGGUCGACUUCGACGUGUUUGAGGACUUUACCAACGACCAGUUACGCGACAUUGUCAACGAUCGGUCGCGCCGCUUCAACUGGGUCUUGGGCGGUGUGUUUGUCGUUUUGGACGACUACGGUGUAGAAACGAAGACGGUUAUUGUUCAUCUCAAGGACUCCAUUUUCGAUGACGAGACCGAAGAGGUAACAGGCUGGUGCUGGCGGAGCUGGAGGGUCCAAUUCGACGCCGCUUCUCUGAUGGUGAUGAUGAUCGAUAAUAAACGGGAGAUUGUGGAGGAAGUGUACAUCAAAAAGGCCGAUCGCUUUACCGGCGCGGACGGCAUCUUUCGAAUGAAGGACGCCGAGCGGGAAUACGGCUGUCGCUAA